Molecule: messenger RNA, 336 nt
Organism: Cylicostephanus goldi
Lineage: Eukaryota; Metazoa; Nematoda; Chromadorea; Rhabditida; Strongylidae
Source: the annotation of a GenBank genome assembly
UUGGUUAUUUAUAGCGCGUCGUUUGAUCACACAGUUCGUCUCUGGGACGUUCGUCGUGGGGAACUUGUUCGUACGCUGUCACGUCACAAUGAUCCUGUGUAUUCGGUUUCAUUCUCACCGGAUGGGCGUUAUGUAGCCUCCGGUUGCUUCGACCGAUCUGUAUUUAUCUGGGACAUCCAGACUGGUAAAUUACUACAAAGUUAUGUUGGGGAGAAACGAAAAGGAGGCAUUUUUGAAGUGAGCUGGAAUUCGCGAGGAGAAAAAGUAGCAGCGAGCGCUAGCGAUGGGACGGUCAUCUUGCUGGACGUGCGCCAUAUCAAGAAUCGGCUUGCCUAG